AGCUGGGGUAGGGACGCCUGGCGCAGGGACCUGGUGGAGGGUGGCUGGGGUGCGGGCUGCACAGCGGGUGAUCGAGGCCCCAGACCCCAGCCCAGGCCCCGGCCUCACCACUCGACCAGGAUCUCCCAGAACUGGCCCAACCCCCUCACCAGCCAGGCCUGGGGCCCGGGAGCCUGCAGGAGGGCACAGCCGAGGCCCCCACGCGCCCGCUGCCACUUUGCUAGCAGGGCCUACCUUGGGCUCUCCUGCAGAUGGAGGUGAGCAGCCUGGUCCUCACUGAGCCCCUGGGCCUCCUGCUGCUGCCCCUCGUCGCCAUGCUGCUGAUGGCCCUGUGUGUGCGCUGCCGAGAGUUGCCAGCCUCCUGUGGCGGUGCUGACGAGGACCGUUCACACACAGAGAGCAUCCUGUUCAAGCCGCCCCAAGCGCCGGCCCCCUGGCCUGCUGCCUACCCACCCCCGAGCCAGGUGGACCUGCUGCACAUCCCAAGGUCCCCACAGCCCCUCGGGGGUUCCCACCGGAUGCUGUCUUCACGGCAGGACUCAGAAGGGGCCAACAGUGUGGCGAGCUAUGAGAACCAAGGUGUGUCUGGGCUGCCCGCCAGGCUGGGUGGGGGUCUGGGCUGGGCCCCAGGCCAGACUGAGCCAGUCUCUCUCCCAGAGCCAGCCUGUGAGGAUGCAGAUGAAGACGACCUGGAGGAGGAGGAGGACUAUCCCAACGAGGGCUACGGGGGCUACGUGGAGGUGCUGCCCGACAGCGCCCCAGCCAGCGGUGCUGCUGACCCAGCGGAGGCUCCGGUGCCCAGCAACCCCGGCGCCCGAGGCAGUGCCUUCUCCAUGGAGUUCCGAGAAGACUACGUGAAUGUCCCCGAGAGCGAGGAGAGCGCGGAAGUAUCUCUGGAUGGGAGCCGGGAGUAUGUGAACGUAUCCCAGGAGUUGCAGCCGGGGGCCAGGACGGAGCCUGCCGCCCUGAGCUCCCGGGAUGUGGAGGAUGAGGACGAGGACGAGGAUGAAGAGACCCCGGAUUAUGAGAACCUGCAGGAACUGAGUUGAGUGCCGCCGAGGCCGCUGUCCAGGAACCAGCCUGGCUGGGGAUCGAGCUGGGUAGCCGGAAAAAGCCCCGGGGGCCCAGUGGGACCCGGGCCUGGCUGUAGCCUGAGUACCCUCCCCUAACUUAUUGUCACUCUGGGGUCCACUCUGUGUCCCCAGUACUCUGCACCUUCUGAAGCAGCCUGAGAAUGAACCUCCCUGGCCCCAGCCCUUCUCUUCAGAAUGGAAUAAAGGCCACUGUGGUCUGCAGA
Molecule: messenger RNA, 1297 nt
Organism: Heterocephalus glaber (naked mole-rat)
Lineage: Eukaryota; Metazoa; Chordata; Mammalia; Rodentia; Bathyergidae
Source: RefSeq, a predicted model, not a curated record